This is a messenger RNA of Recurvomyces mirabilis, 4443 nucleotides long. It is a transcript of the gene HFM1, whose product is annotated as ATP-dependent DNA helicase MER3. The record is from RefSeq and is a predicted model, not a curated record. Gene Ontology annotation, molecular function: ATP binding; nucleic acid binding. The transcript has 2 exons. The coding region runs from base 1 to 4443 and encodes 1480 amino acids. NCBI's taxonomy places the organism in Eukaryota, Fungi, Ascomycota, Dothideomycetes, Mycosphaerellales, Teratosphaeriaceae.
AUGGCGGACCGUAUCUUCGCACAGCUGGACCAACUCGAGAGGGGCGCACGUCUCGACGACCAUCACUCACAUAACACAUACACCGACAACCCAGCAUCGUAUGCUGGCCGAGAUAGUUACGGCAAAUACUACGCAGAAGAAGCACCCUUGCAACACGAUCAUGAGCACGUUAAUGAGAAACCAAUGGAACUUGACUCAUUCGAUGAAGCCUUACUCCGGCAAGCAUAUCUGGGUGCACAUCGCGAUGAAGGAAUGCCUGUGCGUCAACAUGCACCUGCCGCGCUCAAUCUGUCUCGCUUCUCUUUCAAAUCAGAUCAUGCCGGCGGAAGCACUUCAUCGCCUUUCGAGCAGCCUUUGCCGUCAAGCCCAGCCUUCAGCGCCAGUCAGCAGCGACCUGCCGCUUACAAUCCUAGUCACGGGGGGUCGCUUGCUCCACCACAGCAUCUGACGUACCCAGCAGAGUCUAGACCUCCAUACUCAUCCCAUAGACGGACGCAACCAACUGCUGGAGACGUACCAAGUAGGCAUAUGCCGAUGCAGCAAGACUUCCGUCCGAGUUAUGCAGCAUCUCAGCCAACUUCGCGGCCGGAACAGGUACAGCUUGGACCUCCAGUCGUGCAAGGCAUCAACCUUGUUUCCACACAUGAGCUCCCUGACCGCUUUCGCGCCAUCUUCCCAUUCCCCCUUUUCAACGCUGUGCAGUCCAAGUCGUUCUCCACGAUUUACAAGUCAAACGACAACUUUGUACUCUCGGCACCUACUGGCAGUGGGAAGACUGCUGUGCUGGAGUUGGCGGUCUGUCGUAUGCUCAACAGUUUCAGCAACGGCACAUUCAAGGUUGUCUAUCAAGCGCCCACAAAGUCUCUGUGCGCAGAACGUCAGCGCGAUUGGCAAAGCAAGUUCGGUCCGCUAGAUCUGCAGUGUGCUGAGUUGACUGGCGACACGGAAAGUACACAGCUACGCAACGUCCAGAAUGCGAGCAUUAUCAUCACGACACCAGAGAAGUGGGACAGCGUCACACGGAAGUGGAAGGACCAUCAGAAGCUCAUGCAGAUGGUCAAGCUCUUUCUCAUCGACGAAGUCCACAUACUCAAAGAGGACCGUGGCGCCACUCUCGAGGCUGUUGUGUCACGCAUGAAGUCCGUGGGAUCAAAUGUACGCUUUGUAGCUCUCAGUGCUACUGUGCCCAACUUUCAAGACAUCGCUGCCUGGCUUGGGAAAGAUCCCUUGAAUUCGCAUCUGCCAGCCAUCAAAGAGCGCUUCGGCGAAGAAUUCCGACCUGUGCGACUCGAGAAGCACGUCUGUGGAUACCAAUCGCCCGGCAACGAGUUCGCUUUCGAUAAGGUUCUUGGGUCGAAGCUGCCGGAAGUGAUUGUGAAAUACUCACACCGUAAACCAAUCAUGGUCUUCUGCAUCACAAGAGCAUCAUGUGUCGACACGGCAAAGCAGCUUGCGACAUGGUGGUCGUCGAAAGGCCCACAAGAGCGCUACUGGGCGGCACCUCGCCGCAGCAUCGUCGUCGGCGAGAAGGAUCUCAAAUCGACAGUGGCGUCUGGCGUUGCUUUCCAUCAUGCCGGCCUGCAGAUACAAGAUCGCAAUGCCAUCGAAAAGGCCUAUCUGGAGGGUGAGGUCAACGUCAUAUGUUGCACAUCAACUCUGGCUGUGGGCGUGAACUUACCUUGCCACAUGGUCAUCAUCAAGAAUACUGUGACUUACAGUACCAACGGCAUCAAGGAGUACUCCGAUCUUGAGAUCAUGCAAAUGCUUGGACGAGCUGGCCGACCACAAUUCGACGAUAGCGCCGUGGCAACUAUCAUGACCACGUCGCAGCAGGUAAAGCACUACGAUAACAUGAUCACUGGCGAAGAGAUCCUCGAGAGCUGCCUGCAUCGGAAUCUCCUCGACCACCUCAAUGCUGAGAUCGGCCUAGGCACCAUCGAUAAUGCGUCAUCAGCUAAGCGAUGGCUCUCUGGGACAUUUCUGUAUGUUAGGCUUAAGGAGAAUCCGGAGCAUUAUAAGCUACCUGGAGAUACCCCUGGCCACAAUCUCGAUGAUCGCCUCGAAACCAUAUGUCGCAAGGGCAUCGCUCUACUUGAGCAGCAUGAUCUCGUCAAGUCGACACCCAGACUGCAUAGCACAGAAUUUGGCGAUGCCAUGGCACGCUACUACCUGCAAUUCGACACCAUGAAAGUGAUUCUCGCGCUGCCACCAAAAGCAAAGAUCUCCGAGAUCCUCUCAGCUGUGGCACAAGCAGCUGAAUUCAAGGACAUUCGCUUUCGGAGUGGCGAGAAGGGGGUGUACAAGGACCUCAACAAGAACUCCUCGAUCAAGUUCGCCAUACCCGUCAACAUCGAUCAGCCAUCGCACAAGGUUUCCUUGAUCAUACAGGCCGCACUUGGGUCUAUCGAGAUACCAAGCGACGACUAUCGCAUCACUAACGAGCAUCAAACAGCCAAGUCAGCCAUCUUCCAGCACGCGCAUAGGCUAGUACGAUGUAUAGUCGACUGCCAAUUAUUCUUGGACGAUGCAAUCACUACUCGGAACGCUUUGAUGCUUGCUCGUAGUCUUGCGGCUCAAGUCUGGGACGAUAGUCCUCUGCACAUGAAGCAACUGGAUGGCGUCGGUCCAGUAGCCGUGCGCAAGCUUGCUGCUGCUGAUGUCACCAGCAUCGAGGAGAUCGGAGACACAGACGCUCGCCGCUUAGAGCAAGUCCUGAGCCGCAACCCACCAUUUGGUGCGCAAGUGCAAGAACGAGCUCGCUCAUUUCCACGACUACGUGUGUCGUUGAGUUUAGUAGGCGAGCACGUCAUCAAGCAGGGCGUACAUGUGACGGUCAGGGUGAAGGCCGAACUUGGUUUCCUGAACGAUAAGACGCCCGAAGUCUUCCAGCGUCGCCCUGUGUAUAUCUGCUUGCUGGCUGAUACGUCCGACGGCCAUUUGGUGCAUUUCGCUCGCAUCAGUGCAAGGAAGCUUGGCAAGGGUCAAGAUGUUCUCUUCAGCGCCAAUCUUACAGGGGCCAGCCAGAGCAUUCGAGCCCAGGUCAUGUGUGAUGAGAUUGCCGGCACUGCACGCAGUGUGGUCCUCAAGCCUGACAUUCCUGCUUCGGCUUUUCCUCCACCGAAGACGGCGGAAGCCAUGAAUGCUCGGAAAGGCCAGGUCGUUCAUGCACCAAAUACAUCGAAGCGCCGGGCAUCAGCAGACAGGGCUCGGACCGAUGCAGACGAUGAGUUUGAUGAUGCUGGAAUCGAUGACUCAGACAUGGCGAUGGCAGAAGGCGAUGGCUUUAUCGAUAUCGAACACCUGACUGAAAUGAACACCGAACCCAAAGCGAAGAAGCAGAAGCGUACGAACAGCACGCAAUAUCCCGCCGAUCAUGAGCCGCGACAACUCCCAAACGGCAAAUGGGCCUGCAACCAUGCUUGCAAAGACAAGACUGCCUGCAAACAUCUCUGCUGUCGUGAAGGCACGGACAAGAAGCCGAAGCCACCAAAGCCAAAGGAGAACAAGAAGCAAGGCUCUCAUCCCGCCUCGGAUCCCGAGCAGACGCAGCUGUCCGUGAGCAAGUCGAAGACUGCUACUUCAACGAUCAAGAAGGCGGAUGCCAAGCUAGAUGCGCCUCCGAAGGGGGCUAAGGAGUCUCGUGAGACCCAAAAUCUGCAUCGUCUGCACGACAGCAUCAUGACCUCAGCUGCAAAGGUACCCCUUCUGCCUACCGCCCCAAGUACCAGUGGCGCUUCGAGCUUGAGCUUUCUCCCUGCUGUUGCAGCUUCAUCCACCCAUCGCGCGGGACAGUAUUCGAGCGACUAUGGUGCUGGUACGUGGGACACCGAAGAUCUUGCAGACCUUGAUCACGGACCUCUUGGUACUCAGGCUGCCCACCGCAUGAGCCCGCCACGAGCACCGGAGAACGAUAAUGGUUUUGACGACGAUAUGCUCGACGCAGACUUUGCGGACGUCGAUACACUGGCCGAGUCGCAGCCUCCAAACGAGAACAACGGCGAUGGCUUUGCCGAUUUCUCGGCAUAUACGAACGACAUGGGUGGCUUGGCGCAGCACGAGCAGGACUUUGACGAGUUCAAUGCCGGACCUAGUCAGACGAAUGGUAGGCUACCUUCAAUAAACAAAGCUGAACGCCACGGCAUAUUUCUCAGCGACACUUUCGAUCACCCUGAUCCUGUCAACAAUAUGCACGAAUACGAUGCCAUUGAAGCGGCCGGCUAUAGUGGAUAUGGUGACACCGCCGAACGAAGAGCAUUACCGUCUGCUGAGAAGACUACUUGCACCAGCCCUUCUUUCGAAGACGUCGUGGCACCUAUCGUUGAGGCGGCUGUAUCAGCUGAAGAAGCUGCUGACCAGAUCGAAGAGCCGCCGAGUAGUGGUGAUGAGGUGGAGAAGUGGUUCAAGGCGGAGUUUGGGACGGAGUACUUCAACUACGUGCGCUGA